ACUUGAUUUUAUUAUUUCUAACUAUAAAUCACUACAGUUGUGCACAGUGAAGUGCACAGUGAAGUAGGAUGGUUGUUCACACACCCUCUGAACUGGCAUGGGACUAUUACCGCCAGUUCCAGAAUUUCUACAGUCACUGCCUCUCUUUUGCAGAUAAGCGUGUAGCAGACUGGCCGCUGAUGAGCUCGCCCAUGUACACUAUCUACUUGUGUGUUGCUUAUCUUGUAUUUGUGGCAGUCGUCCCUCAGAUCAUGGCUAAGAGAAAGCCGUUAGAGUCGAGAACUGCACUGUUAAUCUACAACUUCGCCAUGGUGGCACUCAACCUUUACAUAUUUGUCGAGCUGCUGACAUCUGCCCUGAAGUCUAACUACAAUUGGGUGUGUACUCCAGUGGACUACUCAAACGACCCUCUCGCUCUCAGGAUGGCAGCUGGCCUGUGGUGGUACUACAUUUCCAAACCAAUAGAAUUCUUUGAUACGAUAAUGUUUAUCUUGAGAAAAAAGACUCGACAAGUUACAUUCCUGCACGUGUAUCAUCACGUGACAAUGCCGCUGUUGUGGUGGAUCGGAAUCAAAUGGGUCGCAGGCGGUCAAUCGUUUUUCGGAGCGAUGGUGAACUCGUCAGUGCACGUGAUAAUGUACACCUACUACGGUCUCGCUGCUAUGGGACCUGAAAUGCAGAAACACCUGUGGUGGAAAAAACACAUAACCCACUAUCAGCUGAUACAGUUCGUAUGGGGUAUGCUACACUGCGCGGUGUCCCUCUACGUAGAUUGUCCUUUCCCUAGUUGGAUGCAGUACACGUGUAUAUGUUACGCUGGUUCAUUCCUCGUUCUCUUCUCUAAUUUCUACAUCAUGAACUACCUUAAUAAACCUAAGAAAGAGGAACAGAAUGGGAAGCUUAAAUCUCAAUAGAAUUAGAUAUAUAUUUGGUUCUAUAUUAGUAGUACCAAAUUCUUAGAAAGGGAUUAUCGAUAGUCAUUCCUAAGAAGUUGCAUACGCUGCAACGUGACGUCAUACACUGCAACGUGACGUCAUACACUGUAACGUGACGUCAUACACUGUAACGUGACGUCAUACACUGCAACGUGACGUCAUACACUGUAACGUGACGUCAUACACUGCAACGUGACGUCAUACACUGUAACGUGACGUCAUCUCUCUUCAAAACUCCAGUCAACUAACAGAAACAUAUUCAACUGCGAGCUACUCAGUUACGAUAGUAACUUCAAAAUAUUAAUUCCCCAAGAAAGAUUAAAUGAAUUUCAAUUCACAAAAUUAAUUUGUUGAAUUCUCUUCUCCUCUGUGACUAGGACUAUCAUUUGACUAUCUUUAGAUUUGUAUAGUUACAAUUUAUUUAACUUUUAUGUCCCGUCGCGUAGAUACUUAAUGGUUGUAUUGGGAUUUUGUCUUUUGAUAUGAGUUAUGAAUUUUAUGUAUUUAUAGGGUUUUAUAGCUUGAAUUGUAUAGUUACAGUUAUAGUUCAAAC
Molecule: messenger RNA, 1488 nt
Organism: Bolinopsis microptera
Lineage: Eukaryota; Metazoa; Ctenophora; Tentaculata; Lobata; Bolinopsidae
Product: very long chain fatty acid elongase 4-like
Exons: 9
Coding region: 69-914 (281 amino acids)
Biological process (GO): fatty acid elongation, polyunsaturated fatty acid; fatty acid elongation, saturated fatty acid; sphingolipid biosynthetic process
Cellular component (GO): endoplasmic reticulum membrane
Molecular function (GO): fatty acid elongase activity
Source: RefSeq, a predicted model, not a curated record